UCACUCUUUUCUAAUAUGUUAAGGGCAAAGCUUGCAAUAUUGGGCCUCCUUGCCCUUGCUUUGACUCACCUCCUUGAUACUGUUGAUGCUGCAAGACGAGGAGGCACCCACGAUUGCAAGCGCUCUUGUGGAGCUUUAAACAUCCGUAGCCCUUUCAGAUUCAAGGGCGACUCUCCCGAGUGUGGCGAGAAUGAACUGGUAUGUGACAAUAAUCGCACCAUUUUGGACGAUGUUGAUUAUGUUCGCAUCAACUCCUCGCUCUACAUCGAUGCCUCUCCUUGCGCCAACGCCUCCUUCUCUCCGCACCUUUAUGCUUUAUUUAGCAGAAAGACGCUCAACGCUACUGGUUUCCUUGAACCCUGCACCAUUGAAGUCCAGGCUCCGCGACCAUUUUGGUUUCGGUCUCCUAAUAUCACCGGUCUCUCUAUUUUCGAUAUUCACCAGAAGUUCCUGAUGGGUUAUGACGUGCCCUGGUUUUGGUUUCCUUGUGCUGUGAGAAUAGGACACGCUCCACCAAUGUGUGGGUGUUUCAUGAUCACAAAUUAUGACAUGUUUAUCCUUUCAGAGUAUCUUUACACUUUGCGAAUGUUUUUUACUCACGGCAUUCUACAACAAGAUCAUUUCUUUGGACAUGUUGAUGAUAGAGUGCUUAUUGCUAUUAGAACUCUACUGGGGGUUGCAUGCUUGAUUGCAGCUGUGCUAAUUAAGCUUCGAAGGAGACAUUUGUCUAUGGAUGAUACAAUUGAAGAAUUUCUUCAAAUGCAAAAUAACUUGUUUCGAAUCAAGCGUCUUGUUGCAAUAAAAUUGUUAGAAAUGUCGAAAUCACAUAAGCAAGAUUUCAUCAAUGAAGUUGCUACCAUUGGAAGGAUUCAUCAUGUUAAUGUGACAAAGCCUACCGAUCGUCCUUCAAUAAGCAAGGUCUUGGAGAUGCUUGAAGGGCUAAAUUGGGCUAGGCCUUCUACGCAAUCCCCAGCCCAAGGCUCGGUGUUUCCCCUUUCACUUUUUCUCUGCAUAUUUCUUAUUCGACUCGCACCAAGAGGGAAAGCCAGUCACCCAGCAGCCAUGGACUUGGAAACGAACUUCGAAAUCAGCCGCACAGCAGAGUUUAUUCGAAGUAGGAAUUUCACCAGAGUUGCUUUGCAGUUCCCAGAUGACUUGUUGAAACAUUCUACGAAGGUGGUUACUUCAUUGAGAAAAAAGCUUGGGUCAGGUAAUAAAGUUGGGUUAUUUGUAAUGGCAGACACAGCGUACGGAAGUUGCUGUGUUGAUGAGGUUGGAGCUUCCCAUAUUGAUGCUGAUUGCGUUGUUCAUUAUGGACAUACCUGCCUCAGCCCAACCUCAACUCUUCCAUCAUUCUGUGUUUUUGGAAAAGCUUCCAUCAAUGUGUCCAGUUGUGUGGAGAAGUUGUCAAGUUUCUUUUGGACCGAUGGCAGACCUACUGUGGUUCUUUAUGGGUUAGAGUAUGCACAUGCUAUAUCACAGAUCAAAGAAGCAUUGGUGGAAGCUACGCCUAGGGCCAAAGUGGAACUCCAAUUUGCUGAUGUUAUGUGUUCAAUUAUUAAUCCAUUAGAAGAUAAUAGGAGGUCCAACGGACUCCUAGGGCUUUUGGGAAGCUGUACUAAUAACAGUUCAGGUGCAGAAACUGGUACUAGGUAUAGCCUAGGAGGCUUGAUAUGGGAUCUACCAGAGGGACAGAGAAUGGAGGAUUACAUGCUUUUAUGGAUUGGGCCUGAUAAUUCAGCUUUUGCCAAUGUUGUGCUGACAUUUAAUGGCUGUGAAAUAGUGAGAUAUGAUGCAACAGAGGACCGGUUAGUGACAGAUGUUUCCCAACAGAAAAGGAUCCUUAAGCGUAGAUAUUAUCUAGUGGAGAGAGCAAAAGAUGCUAACAUGGUUGGGAUUUUAGUAGGAACUCUUGGUAUAGCUGGCUACCUUCACAUGAUUCAUCAGAUGAAGGAACUGAUCAUGGGUGCUGGGAAAAAGGCCUACACGCUUGUCAUGGGAAGGCCAAACCCUGCCAAACUGGCUAACUUUCCUGAAUGUGAUGUUUUCAUCUAUGUCUCCUGUGCUCAAACUGCUCUUUUGGAUAGCAAAGAGUUCUUAGCACCAGUUAUUACUCCAUUUGAAGCAAUGCUAGCUUUCAACAGAGGAAGCCAAUGGACAGGAACAUAUGUGAUGGAAUUUCGAGAUUUGAUUAAUUCUUCUCCAUUGGAGGUAAGGAAACAACCAGAAGAAGCACGGUUUUCCUUCCUUAAAGGUGGAUAUGUUGAAGAUUUUGAACUUCAAGAGAACGCAGAUGAAGACAAUGAAGGAAGUCUUGCUUUAGCUAAUGCAACAGAGAAGGUUCUGCAACUGCGUGACACAAGCCCUGGUUCUCUUGUCAAAAGAGUAGCUAAAUCUGGAGCAGAAUUUUUUGUAACUCGAUCUUACCAUGGUCUUGAAAUGCAAGCCAACAGUUCCUUGCCUGAACCAUAUUUAGUUGGAAGAAGUGGAAAGGCAUCGGGCUACAAAGAAGAAAAAAUUGAGCAUGAAACUUAGUAAUUUAGUGUAACAAGUUAAGGAAAAAUGCAGGAUUGAAGAGAGCCAAAUUGGCAUUCGAGGUACUGAUGUUUCGACCAAGCUUGGUCAGGUGGAAAUCCCGAAGCCGUUAAAACUCAUUAGUGGGUUGGCUUAUAAGGAGUGGCAAGGAGAAGUUCCAACUCUGUACUGACAUCAGCAUAUCGGUCAGGAGUGUUUGCACUGAUGUCCAGCACCUUUGGUCUGAGUAUAGCUCGGUGCUUAGUUGAUCGGUCUCUUGUUUCAUAAAUGUGUUGGUGCAUGUACAGUUUUAUUUCAUAGUACAAAAAUGCUGAGGUUGGUUGGUUCCAGAAACACUUCAUUAUUUUUAUAGUAACACAAAAUGUGUCAACCAAAAUGUGUGGUUGAUGUAUUGAAAAUUUGCUUAUCUAUCUGAGCUUGUUUUGCUGUCAUUUUUAAGUCCUUUAGAUAUGGUUAAUGCCAAGGUAAUUAAUCAUUAGUGUAUGGUUAGUGUUGAAAAUUUUGUAAGCAUUUGAGUGUUUAUUUCUAUUUACCAUACUUCUUAAUCUUAA
Theobroma umbraticum is the source of this 3086-nucleotide messenger RNA. RefSeq names its product diphthamide synthesis DPH2 family protein. The record is from RefSeq and is a predicted model, not a curated record. Gene Ontology annotation, biological process: protein histidyl modification to diphthamide. NCBI's taxonomy places the organism in Eukaryota, Viridiplantae, Streptophyta, Magnoliopsida, Malvales, Malvaceae. Gene Ontology annotation, molecular function: 2-(3-amino-3-carboxypropyl)histidine synthase activity.